AUGUUGUACAACGUGAUCAUUUGGGUAUAUUUGGCAGCAUUUUUAACCAGCUGUACAGCUGAUUUUUGCAACUGGACUGGGAGCAGCUUCACAGAUGAGAAGGGCCCCGGGCUGGUGCUGCAGGUGCGACUGCGCUGCGCUACGGGCUGGAUAAGGUGGUCCUCCCCUGGUCAGGCGCUCAGGGUUGUCCUGGAGCCUACUCUGUCCUCCACUCUGCACCCAACUGUCUGCAUCAAACCUUCCCCGUCCCUACGCGGGGUCAACGUGUUCAUUGAGCGCUCUGGCCGGCUUAAGCUGCUGGCCAUGGAGAAGAUGGCGUGUUUUCGGGCGGAUGGAGACCACGGGCCGAUGCCGGUCAUUUACCUCGAGGCUAGUGUCCAGAAUGCUGUGUCGUGGAGGAGACGCAGCGUGGGCUUAAAGUACGAGCUGACCUACCCGAGGACUGGGGCCAGUCCUGACCAAACAGGGCUAGAAGGAGAUUUGUGUCGUCCCUGCAACAACACUGAGCUGCUCAUGGCUGUCUGCAUCAGUGACUUUGUUGUCCGAGGCUCCAUCCAGAAGGUCUCUCAUAACUCUAAGAGACAAACCUCUUUGAUACACGUGUCUGUGACCAGAGUCUACAGGCAGCAUGGCAGCUUGUUUGAACAACAACUUAAGUUUACCCGUUUACACCCCAUGUCCAGUCCCUCCUGGUCCGGACACAUCUCCACGCUCCUGCAGUGCCACAUCAAACCAGGAGAGGGGGAGUUCUUAUUUACAGGGUCAGGGCACUUUGGGAACGCCUGGUUAGGGUGUGCCCCCCGAUUCAAAGACUUCCUGCCAGUGUACCACAGCGCCAGGGCAGCACGUAGCAACCCCUGUGAUUUUCCUUUGGACUGAGGAACAGCUCAACUUGUCUGGUACAUGCCCAAUCCACAGGCCUCCUCACCUCUGUACAGCACUCAGAGGCCAGUCUAAUGUUGUCAUAGCAAGUAGCUGUGCCCUGGAGGUGGCACGCAGCAUCACCAACCAGGACGGGGUAUUUUACUCUCUGCUGGAGCACUCAUUUGGAGAGGCUCACCGCUGGGGCAUCCCACAGCUCCAUGAGAGUCUCAUGUCUUUGUUCCACUGCUUCUGUGGGACAUUAUGAGGAGGUGGGGUCUGUUCUUUAGAUGCCCCACCCCCUCAUCUACUCACCAAAU
Boleophthalmus pectinirostris (great blue-spotted mudskipper) is the source of this 1181-nucleotide messenger RNA. Its product is annotated as meteorin-like protein. NCBI's taxonomy places the organism in Eukaryota, Metazoa, Chordata, Actinopteri, Gobiiformes, Gobiidae. The record is from RefSeq and is a predicted model, not a curated record. The transcript is spliced from 4 exons. The coding region runs from base 1 to 879 and encodes 292 amino acids. Gene Ontology annotation, molecular function: hormone activity.